GCUCUGAGAGUAGAUACAGAGUUUCCCUGUUCUAUAGAUGCCAAAUGUUUUACAAAGAACACAAAGCCUAUUAACCCACAGACAGGUAAGGCAGGUGAGAGGCCAUUUCCAUGUUCUAAGUGUGGGAAAUAUUUUACAUACAAAUCAGCUCUUGUUACACAUCAGAGAAGGCACACAGGUGAGAAGCCAUUUACAUGUUCUAAGUGUGGUCAAUGUUUUACAUACAAAACGACUCUUGAUGCACAUAAGAGAAGUCACACAAGUACAUCACCAUUUCCAUGUUCUGAGUGUGGGAAAUAUUUUGCACAGAAAUCACAACGUGCUAGACAUCAGAGAAGUCACACAAGUGAGAGGCCAUUUCCAUGUCCUGAGUGUUGUAAAUGGUUUGCACAGAAAUCAGAUGUUGUUAAACAUCAGAUAAGUCACACAGGUGAGAGGCUAUUUCCAUGUUCUGAGUGUGGGAAAUGGUUUGCACGGAAAACAGAUCUUGUUAAACAUCAGAGAAGUCACACAGGUGAGAAGCCAUUUUCUUGCUCUGAGUGUGCAAAAUGUUAUACUCGGAAAGCACAACUUGUUAUACAUCAGAGAAGUCACACAGGUGAGAAGCCAUUUCCAUGUUCUGAGUGUGGGAAAUGGUUUGCACACAAAUCAGAUCUUGUUAGUCAUAACAGAAGUCACACAGUGGAGAAUCCUAUUUCUUGCUCUGAGUGUGGGAAAUGUUUUACACGGAAAUCACAACUUGUUACACAUCAGCGAAGUCACACAGGUGAAAGGCCAUUUCAAUGUCCUGAGUGUGGGAAAGGGUUUGCACAGAAAUCAAAUCUUGUUAGACAUCAGAGAAGUCACACAGGUGAGAAGCCAUUUCCAUGUUCUGAAUGUGGGAAAUGUUUUGCACACAAAUCAGAUCUUGUUAGUCAUAACAGAAGUCACACAGUGGAGAAUCCAAUUUCUUGCUCUGAGUGUGGGAAAUGUUUUACACGGAAAUGCCGCCUUGUUAUACAUCAGAGAAGUCACACAGGUGAGAAGCCAUUUCCAUGUUCUGAGUGUGGGAAAUGUUUUGCACUCAAAUCAUCUCUUGUUAGACAUCACAUAAGUCACACAGGUGAGAAGCUAUUUUCUUGCACCGAGUGUGGGAAAUGUUUUACACAGAAAUCACAUCUUGUUAGACAUCAGCAAAGUCACACAUGUGAGAAUCCAUUUCCAUGCACUGAGUGUGGGAAAUGUUUUACACAGAAAUCACAACUUGUUACACAUCAGAGAAGUCACUCAGGUGAGGAACCAUUUUAAUCUUCUGGAGUAUACUUAUCAUUGCCAGGCGUUGUUCUUCAAGGUUCUUAUCCUAUCUCGUAUGCUUUUUGCAAUAUACAUGCUACCACUGGGGGAAAUAAUCAGAUGUCAUGCCCUCAUCUGCCACUGCUAUACAGAUGACCUGUCUUUUACUCCGUGUACCGAGAACCCAGUACCAAUCCUAAAUGGUUGUCUAGCUGAGCUCCAGGUGUGGGUGAUGCCAGUUGGCUGUGACUCAGUCCUGGUGAAACAUGUCAUUAUGAUAGAAGUUCACCAACAAAGGGCAGGGCUACAGCUCAGCUUUGCAAACCAACCAGACUUAUGCUUGGGGGUUCAGAGUUACAAAAUGCUGAUCCUGUGCGGAAUCUAGGUGUCCUGGAUGGUGGAGUGACACUUAGACAUCAGGUAUCAGCCACAAUCAGAUCCUCAUCUGAGGAACAUAGCCAGACUCCAGCACUUAUUUCCCUCAGAAGAUCUACCUGAUGUCAUACAUGCACUUGUAUCCUCCCAUUUAGACUACUGCAAUGUCCUCUACCUGGUCUCCCAGCAAUAGAAUUGCACCACUUGUAGCUUGUAUAGAGUGCAGCAGCCAGGCUGUUACCUAACCAGCCCGUUCCUGCCACAUAACACCCAUUCUCUGCUCCCUUCACCGGCUGCCUGUAAGAUGGUGACUCUGGGCCUAAUUCAGGUUGGACUGCAGUGUGAUCGAAAUGGAAUUAUUCAGAAAAAGUUGCGGAUGCAUGCGCAGUGCCAAUCCUGCGCAUGCGCCCGCAUAUUCUGCAGAAAAUGCGAUUGCGUGUCAGGCAGAGGCAGUCACCUAGGGUGAGCGGGCAAUGCUCAUUUCCAGGGAGGAGGCGGUGUUGCGCGAAUGGAGGGCAGAGGCGGACAAGCGGGCAUCAUCACGGUGGCUUUGUGACAUCACAUGCAGCCGCUGUGAUUGAGAAGAAUGCGGCGGGCCUCCUGCGGUAGCAGCUAAGCUGCGGCAGCAGGAGGCUUCACUAAUUUCUACGAUGAAGCGGAAAUGGUGAGGCAAUCGCAAUUUCUGUUUCAUCAAGGGGGUAGGCGGCGGUCAGCAUGCUGGGUGGCCUUGCCCUGUGAUGGGGAGACAUGGUGGUUGGCAGUAGCGGGGGCUGCUGGAGGCAGUGUCUAAGUGGGUAAUAUUGUCCCCAAGCAGCGCUGAGGUGUCAGUGGGGA
This is a messenger RNA of Pseudophryne corroboree (corroboree frog), 2481 nucleotides long. Its product is annotated as oocyte zinc finger protein XlCOF6.1-like. The record is from RefSeq and is a predicted model, not a curated record. The annotation marks the transcript as partial. Gene Ontology annotation, biological process: regulation of transcription by RNA polymerase II. Lineage: Eukaryota; Metazoa; Chordata; Amphibia; Anura; Myobatrachidae. Gene Ontology annotation, molecular function: RNA polymerase II cis-regulatory region sequence-specific DNA binding; DNA-binding transcription factor activity, RNA polymerase II-specific. The transcript has a single exon.